ACCUACUCACACAAUUGAGCUCACAGGGCCAACCAACCACCUACCUCUUACCAUGGUCCUCUCCUCUGUGUGUCCUGUUGGAAAAGGAAAGGCUUAGAAAUACUGUGACAAAUUAAUCAAAGCAAAUCAAAACAAAAUAAAAGAAAAAUAAACGAAAAAACAGAGCUGCAUUCUCACCACAUGAGCAGACACGUGAUCUAGGAUCUCUCGCUCUCUCUCACUGUGAGAUCCUAUUCCUCCGAUCUGCGUUUCUCUCUCUUUCUCUCUCUUUUCCACUCUGGGGUUUGGAUCUGAACAGAACGGAACAGAAUCAUGUUCCUCUUCGACUGGUUCUAUGGCAUUCUGGCUUCCCUCGGUCUCUGGCAGAAAGAAGCUAAGAUUCUCUUCCUCGGUCUCGAUAAUGCCGGCAAGACCACCCUUCUUCACAUGCUCAAAGAUGAGAGAUUAGUUCAGCACCAGCCGACCCAACACCCCACUUCGGAGGAAUUGAGCAUUGGGAAGAUCAAGUUUAAAGCUUUCGAUUUGGGUGGUCAUCAAGUUGCCCGCAGAGUCUGGAAAGACUAUUAUGCAAAGGUGGAUGCUGUUGUUUACCUGGUCGAUGCCUACGACAAAGAGAGGUUCGCAGAAUCUAAGAAGGAGCUUGAUGCCUUGCUCUCAGAUGAAGCCUUGGCAAAUGUUCCAUUCCUUGUGCUAGGCAACAAGAUUGACAUCCCAUAUGCGGCUUCAGAAGAUGAACUACGAUUUCAUCUAGGCCUGACCAACUUCACCACUGGCAAAGGAAAGAUCAACCUCACAGAUUCCAACCUUCGACCUCUCGAAGUGUUCAUGUGCAGCAUUGUUCGCAAGAUGGGGUAUGGUGAAGGCUUCCAGUGGCUUUCUCAGUAUAUCAAGUAGAGUUCAGCAUCAUUUUUUGUUCCCCUUUCCCUUGUCAAACUAGCCCUUUCUGCAGUUACAUCAGAAGAGAUUUUACCUUUGUUUUUGCCUUUGAUCAUUUUGAUUGGAUUAUUUGAUACAACUGCAGUAAUAUUACAUGAUAAACUCUGUAUCUUCAAAGAUUUUUUUGGGGGAAUGUUCUCCUUUAAAAUACUAAAUUCUGUUUAGGAUGAUAUGAUUGGGCACAAAAAUAAUUUUGC
Messenger RNA from Abrus precatorius (Indian licorice), 1133 nucleotides. Its product is annotated as GTP-binding protein SAR1A. Gene Ontology annotation, biological process: vesicle organization; membrane organization; intracellular protein transport. Gene Ontology annotation, molecular function: GTPase activity; GTP binding. The record is from RefSeq and is a predicted model, not a curated record. NCBI's taxonomy places the organism in Eukaryota, Viridiplantae, Streptophyta, Magnoliopsida, Fabales, Fabaceae. The coding region runs from base 313 to 894 and encodes 193 amino acids. The transcript has 3 exons. Gene Ontology annotation, cellular component: endoplasmic reticulum exit site; COPII vesicle coat.